AAAAAACGGGAGAGGGUUUUCGUUUCACCGAUAUAAUCUUCUUUCUGCUUCUUGUUUCUCCUUCCUUCUCUGAUUGUUGCGACAGAGAAACCACACAGCGACGUUGUUUUGUGCAGAUCUGUGAGAGAGAUAGAGAGCGAUACACGGCGGCGAAUAUGAGCGGCAAGGGCGGCGGUGGCGGCGGCAGUGUCGGAGCGAGAAAGGGCAAUAAUGGAAUUUCAGAUAUCCCGUCGGGGUCGAGAAAGAUGGUACAGAGCUUGAAGGAAAUUGUGAACUGUCCUGAGGCCGAGAUCUACGCCAUGCUCAAGGAGUGCAACAUGGAUCCUAACGAAGCCGUCAAUCGUCUCCUCUCCCAAGAUCCUUUUCAUGAGGUGAAGAGCAAAAAAGACAAAAAGAAAGAGAACAAGGAUACAACAGAUUACAAGUCGCGUGGUGCUAAUAACACUUAUAACCGUGGGGCUAGAAGUGGUUCCGAUCGUUAUGCCGGGCGAGGUGGUGCUACAAACUUCAGCUCUUAUGAAUCUGGAAACUUCCAAGGAAAAUCUACAAGCAAGAGAGAAGAUGGAACAGAGGGUUAUGUGGGGACUACAUCAGCUGCUUCUGGAGUAAUGGGGCGCUAUCAGCCAUCGCACAGUGAUUUUGUUGCCAUGGAAAAUAAAAUGUCAUCUGUUCACGUGGCCGAUGGGAUACAGCCAUCGCAGUCUGCUUCUGGACAUCAACCUGCAUGGUUUGGAGCUGCAGGUCAGAUGUCUAUGGCUGACAUUGUGAAGAUGGGUAGACCACAAAACAAGACAAUGAACCCCCAGCAAAAUGUUGAUAUGCAUCCUGAAGUAUAUAGUGAGCAUGAAGUUGCAAAUCAGCAUGUCCCUAUCAUAGAUGAAUGGCCCUCAAUUGAGAAGCCAGUAGCUGCUAGCACAUAUUCACUAUCGAAGACACAGGCAGAGUCAGAGUUAUGUGCUGAUCCAUCUGACUUCCAAUCCGGUAGAGGAGAUCAGCAACUUAAGGUCCAGUUAGAAGAGAUUCAUCGAGCCGAAACCGGACCACUUGGGAAUCUUGGGAUAGAUCAGCUGCGGCCUGAUUCUGUUUCUGGUAGAAACAUCCAGGAAGAUGACUCUGGAGUUUCUUCUGAGUUUGAUGAUAAUCCAUACAGACACGAAAUGCAGACCCACCUGGUUGAGCACGAAAAUGAUGAAGAUAAUACUUCUUCUGUUGCUGCCAACCUUCAACAAUUAAGCAUAGAGAAUCACGAUCAUGAAGCUUUGCAUGAAGAGGACAGGCCUGGUCUCAUAAUUCCAGAUCAUCUGCAAGUCCAUGCUCCAGAGUGCUCGCAAUUAAGCUUUGGAAGUUUUGGAGGUUUUGGAAUAAGGCCUUUAAGCAACCACGUUGAAGAGGCGUCUGAUGUAGACCCACAAACCGAACACUCUGAUGCUAGAAAUACUGAAUUCUAUGGAGAUGAGCAUCUUGGGAGCACGAACAAUGGAGAUAUUGGACAUGGAGCUAAUCCAAGUGCUGGAAAUUAUGAUACUUCAGAUUCUCAAGGAGAGAUUUUGAAGCAAGAGAACCCCGAGAAUGCUCAGGAGCACCAGUACACGUUUACUCAGUCUGAACCAGGAUAUGCACAUGAAAAUGCUAAGCAGCAGCUCAAUACCGCAUUUGAUGAAUCACAGACAAGCACACAGAUGCAGAAUCUUGCUUCGCUGUCCAAUGUGAUGCAAGGUUACACAAACUCAAUUCCCAACACUUUGUUGACACAACCUGCUCAGAGUGUAAGGGAUCUCGAGCUUCAGUACUCACCUUUCCCUGUUGCACAGUACAUGCCUUCUCGAAAUAGCAGCAACCCUUCUUCAUUCAGUGGCCAGAGUAUUUCCAUGUCAGAGGCAAUGAGAGGCAGUGGCAUUUCUACAUCUCAAUCAACUCAACAGACCUUACCGGGUGCUAAUAUUGCUCAAGAGCCCACACUUCCUCAGCAGCUGGCGAUGCAUCCAUACUCUCAACCUACCUUGCCUCUGACCCACUUCCCGAAUAUGAUGGGUUAUCCUUUGCUGCCUCAGAGUUACCCCUACAUGCCAUCGGCUUUCCAGCAAGCAUUUGCUGGUAACAGCUCAUACCACCAGUCUCUGGCCGCGUUGCUUCCGCAGUACAAAAACCAUAUUUCUGCGAGCAGUUUGCCGCAAUCGGCAACAGGAGGUGCUGCCUCCGCUUACGGGUUUGGGAAUUCGAGCAAUGUUGGAAUCGGAAACUACCCUCUUAACCAACCGGCAGCUCCUAGUGGGACGACGCUUGGUUAUGAAGAUGUCUUGAGUUCACAAUACAAGGAGAGUAAUCAUCUCUUGUCCCUCCAGCAGCAGCAGCAGCAGCAGAACGAAAACUCUGGAAUGUGGAUUCAUCAUGGAUCUGCUUCAAGAACAAUGCCAGCUGUCCCGAGCAACACAUACUAUAACCACCUCCAAGCACAACAGAACCAACAGGCAUCCUCCGGGUAUCGACAGGCGGCGUCUCAGCAGCAGCAGCAUCAUUAUGGAUCUCUCGGGUACCCUAAUUUCUAUCAGUCGCAAACAGGAAUGAUGGCCAUGGAGCAGCAAAACCGGGACGGUGGUCCACAGGGUCAGCCCUCGAAGCAGAACCAGCAGCAGAUGUGGCCGAACUCUUACUGACCAUAAAAAAAAAGAAAGAUAAGGGUUUCUUUUUUUUUUUACUUGUCUUUGUUUUCCCUUUUCUUUCUUUCAAUCUUCGGCUAUAACAUGAUCGAUAGCUUGUUAGAGAAGGCUGAAGAGAAUGUGUUUUCACCAUUGGCCUUCCUUUAACUUAGGGAACAAGUAAACUCUAACCCUAAUGUUUCUGUCGCCUCUUUUUGAUUGUA
Messenger RNA from Tarenaya hassleriana, 2860 nucleotides. RefSeq lists its product as uncharacterized. Gene Ontology annotation, molecular function: protein binding. The transcript has 10 exons. NCBI's taxonomy places the organism in Eukaryota, Viridiplantae, Streptophyta, Magnoliopsida, Brassicales, Cleomaceae. The record is from RefSeq and is a predicted model, not a curated record. The coding region runs from base 156 to 2654 and encodes 832 amino acids.